Messenger RNA from Aspergillus sclerotioniger CBS 115572, 1375 nucleotides. RefSeq names its product aspartate aminotransferase. The record is from RefSeq and is a predicted model, not a curated record. Gene Ontology annotation, molecular function: transaminase activity; pyridoxal phosphate binding. Gene Ontology annotation, biological process: biosynthetic process; amino acid metabolic process. The coding region runs from base 1 to 1269 and encodes 422 amino acids. NCBI's taxonomy places the organism in Eukaryota, Fungi, Ascomycota, Eurotiomycetes, Eurotiales, Aspergillaceae. The transcript is spliced from 7 exons.
AUGGAGACCACAUCUGCAAGAGGCAGGGCACUCGCAGCCCAGAAGCCAACUUUCCUGGAUGUGCUGGGGGAUCUGUGGGAUCCGCAUUCCAACCCUAAUGGAAUCGUGAAUCUUGGGCUGGCCGAAAAUACUCUCAUGCACGCCGAGAUGAAGGAAUUUUGCAAUGCCAAUGUCCAAAUCGAUGCACACGCAUUGACAUACGGGGAUGGAUUCAGUGGCUCCCAUCGGCUCAAAAAGGCCAUGAGCCAAUUUUUAAACCGCUAUUUCAGCCCUUGGACAGCUCUUCACCCUUCCGACCUCGCCAUCACAUCAGGUGUUAGCAAUGCACUCGAGUGCUGUGCUUGGGCGUUGGCUGAUGCUGGAGAUCAUAUUCUUGUCGGACGCCCCUACUCCAAUGCGUUCAAAACGAUAUAUGGAUCGCGGCCGGGGAUUGAAUUAGUUGAGGUUUCCUUCGGGACCACAGACCCGUUCAGCAUGGCCGCUAUUGACGAGUAUGAGCGGGCGUAUGCUGCAGCAAAAAGCAAGGGACUCCGGAUUAGAGCCGUUCUGCUAUGUUCACCACAUAAUCCUCUCGGACGCUGCUACUCCGAAAAGGUUUUGAAGGGAUAUAUGAGGUUCUGUUCCAGAAACGGACUGCAUUUAAUUAGUGAUGAGAUCUAUGCAAUGUCAGUAUGGAAGAAUCCACGGAUGUCUGAUGCCCCUGGCUUCAAGUCUAUAUUAUCCAUGGAUGUCAGGGAAUUUAUGGAUCCAAGCAUGGUGCAUGUUGUUUGGGGGUUAAGCAAAGACUUUGGUUCUACAGGCUUACGAAUCGGUUGUCUGGUUAGCCCAUCCAACAGAGUGUUCUUGGAGGCCGUGGAAGGCAUAUCUCUUUACAACUUCCCAUCUAGCGUCGGAGAUCAGCUUGCUUCACGUCUUUUACUAGAUGACAUAUUCACAGAGCAAUACAUCUCUAUAAAUCAACAUCGUUUAGCAGAAAGCUAUCAAUAUGCAACCGAGUUUCUUCGAUCCCACAACAUUCCUUAUCUGGAGUGCAAUGCUGCCUUCUUCAUAUGGAUGAACUUAGGAGCUGUGAUGGACGCCACAGCCACCGACCAGGAAAUUCUUGCUAAGCUAAGGGAAGAUAGGGUAUAUAUUGCACCAGGAACGGUUUAUGCUGGAGAAGAACCAGGCUGGUUCCGGUUGGUGUUUGGACAUCCUCCACAUGUCCUGGAGGAGGGACUAAGUAGGAUGGUUCGAGCUAUUCAAUCAGAAAAUCAUGAGCGGACAUGACUGGGGUUUCCAUAGCAAUAUGUCGCUGCAUAUUGAAUCAGGAAUAGAACCACUCGAACAGUUUCUGCGCUAUAGAUAGAUUGGGGGUGUGAAUGCUGAGAAUGGG